UUUAAUUUCGCGGGAAGUGUUGUUGAUCUGUAAGGUCCCACUUGGCUUUCCGUACUUCUCGAAUGUAUCACGUGAUCAAAACAAAGGCAUUCUCCCGCGAAAAUCGUGUGUGCAAGUUGUAGUGACGGACAGCGAGGGAACAUCGCAGAAUAACAAAGUUGGCUAAUAAUGUUCUGCGAAAAGGCAGUCGAGCUUAUUCGAGAGCUCCACCGGAUGAUUGAUGGCCAGUUACCUGCUUUUAAUGAGGACAGCAUUCGACAGGUUCUUGAAGAAAUGAAAGCUUUAUACGAGCAGAACCAAAGUGACGUGAGUGAAGCGAAGACUGAGGGCAAGAGUGAACUGAUACCAACCAUCAAGUUUCGUCACUGCUGUUUGCUGAGGAACCAGCGCUGUAUUACAGCCUACCUCUAUGACCGCCUCCUUCGAAUCCGUGCUCUCCGAUGGGAGUAUGGAAGUGUGUUGCCCACAACAAUUCGGUUCCACAUGUGUGCAGAAGAGUUGGAGUGGUUCAAUCAGUACAAGAAGUCCUUGGCCACCUAUAUGAGGUCACUCGGAGGGGAAGAAGGGUUGGACAUAACACAAGAUAUGAAGCCUCCUAAGAGCUUAUAUAUUGAGGUACGCUGUUUGAAAGACCAUGGGGAAUUUGAAAUAGAUGACGGUACAGUUAUACUCUUGAAGAAGAAUAGUCAGCAUUUUCUGCCCCGAUGGAAAUGUGAGCAGUUGAUUCGACAGGGAGUCCUGGAGCAUGUCAUUUCUUGACUCGGAUGGGCUGUCUUUGGUUACUUAUGUCAGUUCAAAUUAGCAGUUAUCUUUAAGUAUUGACAUACUCCUAAUCAAUGAACACAUCUAUGCAUUUAAAUUUAAGAAAAGACCAUUUUUAUACCAUGUGGAUUUUACUGUCAAACUGCAUACAGUGAUUACACAAUGAAAAUCUACAUCUCACUGUUGACAUCUUAACAGGUCUUUUUUUUUUCCUUUUUGUUGCUAAAAACAGUGAAGAGAAAUAAAAUUACAAGUUCUGCAAGACA
Messenger RNA from Colossoma macropomum (tambaqui), 1028 nucleotides. RefSeq names its product GINS complex subunit 1 (Psf1 homolog) (gene gins1). The transcript is spliced from 7 exons. The record is from RefSeq and is a predicted model, not a curated record. Gene Ontology annotation, biological process: DNA replication; DNA strand elongation involved in mitotic DNA replication. The coding region runs from base 169 to 759 and encodes 196 amino acids. Lineage: Eukaryota; Metazoa; Chordata; Actinopteri; Characiformes; Serrasalmidae. Gene Ontology annotation, cellular component: GINS complex.